Messenger RNA from Stylophora pistillata, 1205 nucleotides. RefSeq names its product neuropeptide FF receptor 1. Gene Ontology annotation, cellular component: plasma membrane. Lineage: Eukaryota; Metazoa; Cnidaria; Anthozoa; Scleractinia; Pocilloporidae. The record is from RefSeq and is a predicted model, not a curated record. Gene Ontology annotation, molecular function: neuropeptide Y receptor activity. Gene Ontology annotation, biological process: G protein-coupled receptor signaling pathway.
CUCAAAGCCAAAAUAUUCUGUUAAAAGGUUGGAUUCUGUGGUGGCGAUGAUUUUCAACGAAAGUGACCAGACCGCUUAUAACAUAUCAUCCACUGUUGCCUCAGGUGAAUCAGGAACUGCUGCUGAAAACCCGUUUUUUAAAUGGCUCCGCGUUGCAGCCUACGGCGUUAUCUGUGUGAGUGGGGUCUUCGGUAAUCUAGUGGUAAUUCUCGCUAGUCGUAAACCAGACAUGGCUACAGUGAGCAACGUUCUCAUUGCAAAUCUUGGAUUGGCAGACUUCACGGUCUCUCUCAUCAACAUGCCCACUGUAGUUGUGUACAGUCAUCUGGUGUACUGGCCAUUCGGUGCUGCCCUCUGCAAGCUUAUUCCGUUCCUACAAGGCCUAACUUUAUCUGCCUCAGUGGAAACGUUGGCUGCCAUCGCUGCUGAGCGAUACUGGCACAUUGUUUUAUACAAAAGAAGGAAGUUCACCGUACGCGAAGCUCACAAAGCCGUGGUGAUCAUUUGGGUGUUUGCCAUUUUCAUUCCUGUCCCAUUGUUGGUAUUUAGCAAGACCUCAAGGUGGAAUGAAGGAGACAGGGAGAUCUGCAUCGAAGAAUGGCCAAAUCUGAAAACCAGGCAAGCUUACACAACUCUGGUGUUCUUGCUGCUGUAUUUCCUUCCCUUAGUUCUCAUCUCCUGGCUUUACAUACGGAUCGGUCGCUUCUUGAAAACCCAGCCGAUAACCCGACGUGAUAACAACCGACGUCAGCGGAAGGUGAUCAAGAUGCUGGCUAUUGUGGUGGUGUUGUUUGCCAUCUGUUGGUUGCCAUAUCACAUAGGCUAUAUGUAUGUCGACUUCACUAUGUCCCAGCUUACUCCACCUUUCAUCUCAUUCAUCCUAUUUGCUCAGUGGCUGAUGUUCGCUAACAGCGCUUGUAAUCCAAUUGUGUACGCAGCCCUGAAUUCUAACUUUAAGGCCGAAUUCUUUUCAAUACUGUCUCUUUCAAGACGCAGACAACCACGAAACCGCAGGCGAACGGCCUCGACUCCUGCUGAGGUUGUAGAGAGUGCCCUGUGAAUGAUUUUCAUAAGUUUCGAAAGCCAUGGAAGGUCCUAAAACAGACUAAGAGCUUUAGUGGAAAGCGCAUGCGUACUUUAUUAGGGAAAAACAAGCUGAAAUCAACGAAUGAAGUUAUAAUCGAGUAAUUUAAGAUACCAUAGAG